AUGGGGGUUCAGGGGGUCCUUCUGGGGAUGCUGGCUUUUCUAGGGGUUGCUCCAGGGGGCUCCCUUACCCUUCACUGGGACAGUACCUCCUGCUACUUGGCCAAGCCCAUCCCUGGUAACCCUCUGGGUUCUCUGAGCUUCUUGGGCAAAGAUGCCCAAGGCCUGGCACUAUUCCAGGCCCUCUGGGAUGCGCACUACAGGCUGAAGGUAUGUAUCAGGCAGGAUGACUCUGAGCUCAUCAGAGCUUUCGGGGUCCUCUGUACUCGUGAGCCCUCGAGGCACUCCUUCACCCACACACCUGGACCUGAGCUGCAGAGAGCCCUGGACACCCUGCAGAGCCAGUGGGAGGCCUGUCAGGGGUCUGAGGAUAGCCCUACGGGAGCCAGGGAGAAGCGAGCCUCAAGGCAGAGUGGAGCAACUGACAGCGGGCACGUUAGAAGGAGGAGAGGCUGGACCAUUCCUGGCACGCUGUGGUGUGGAGUUGGGAACUCUGCAGAGAACUCCUCAGAACUGGGUAUGUUUCACGGCCCUGACCUCUGCUGCAGGGAACACGACCAAUGUCCACAAACCAUCUCACCCUUGCAGUUUAACUAUGGCAUCCGAAACUUCCGAUUCCACACCAUCUCUCACUGCGACUGUGAUGCCAGGUUUCAGCAAUGCCUGAGGAGCCAGCGUGACUCCAUCUCUGACAUCAUGGGCAUGGCCUUCUUCAAUGUGCUGGAGAUCCCAUGCUUUGUGCUGAAGGAGCAGGAGGCCUGUGUGGAGUGGUUUCUUUGGGCAGGGUGCAAGGGGUAUGGCUCAGUGCCCCUCGCUCACCUCCAGCCCAGGACCUACUAUAAUGCCUCCUGGGAGGCUGUAGCUACCUCACCUGCCUCACCCAGCCCCCAGAGUCCAGCCCCCAGCACGCUCCCCCAGAAGAGGCGCCUACAGCAGACACAAGUUGAGCACCAAAGCACAACCACCACCACAAGCCUCCAGACCCCUGCUGUUGCCUCCAUGCCUGAUGUGGUUCCCAGAGCUCAGUCAGGAGUCCCCCAUCCAGGCUAUCACAAGGGCCCAAAACUUCAAGGUGCCCACCGAGUCUGUCGAAGGCUUCAACACCUGGACCAGUGCAGACACCAGAUCAAGCCCCAGGAAACCAAGUUCCACCUUCUCAACAGUGCCCAAACGCCCCUUUUCCACUGCAACUGCACCCGCCGUCUGGCACACGCCCUGAGGCUCCACAGCCCCCCUGCCGGCACCAGCAAGGUUUGGGAGCUCCUGGGAACCACCUGCUUCAAGCUGGCCCCCCAAAUCAACUGUGCUGAAGGCAAAGGCUGCUCCAGAGACCACAGGGCCAUCAAGGUGUCAGCGCAGCACCUGCAGAGGCUUCAGCGGAAACGACUCCAUUUCUGGGGUAAAGGUGCAGAUGGGACCGUGGCACAGCCUCUGGAGCCUUCAGGGACCUCCCGGUCAUUCUACAGCCAGUGUCUACAACUAACCCGUGCAAUCUGGAGAGUGGGUGGACAGAAGACAUUCCAGAGCUCAUGACCUCAGGUGCAGCAGCCUGGACCUCCUUCUGGCUUUGCUAUGUUCUGAGAGACUCGGCCUCUUCUUCGAGGAGCAGCAUGACUCGCAUGGACAAUAGGAGGGCUUGAUGGGAGGAUCCUCAAGGCCCAGACGCUGGGCCACAUCUGCUGCACUGGGUGACCUGCAGCUGGUGACACAACCCCCUGUGCCUGUGCGUGCUAUUGAGGAGGUGCCUUCUGAAGCCUUGGGUUUCGACCUUGCCUGGAAGCUUCAUGCACAGGUGGAAACGGGGAGUGACUGAUGGCAGAGGUACCAGAAGUAGGACCUGAGUGUCCCUGCUGCAAAACUGACGUGUCCCGGGCCCUGCAUCCGGGAGCCUCAGCACCUGGCUCUGAGGCCUAGAGCUGCAGCUGGGAAAACAGGGAUACAGCGGAAACACCCAGAUCUGAACCCAGCAAGGGGAGCAUGCUCUCCACUCUCCUCACCAGAGACCCCCGUCUUUUAAUAGCCCUUCCUAGCCUGAGCUAAUCUUUCUGCUCUAACUCUAAACUGAAAUCU
Molecule: messenger RNA, 2067 nt
Organism: Microtus ochrogaster (prairie vole)
Lineage: Eukaryota; Metazoa; Chordata; Mammalia; Rodentia; Cricetidae
Gene: Pla2g3
Product: phospholipase A2 group III
Exons: 8
Coding region: 1-1530 (509 amino acids)
Biological process (GO): arachidonate secretion; phospholipid metabolic process
Molecular function (GO): A2-type glycerophospholipase activity
Source: RefSeq, a predicted model, not a curated record